Messenger RNA from Acipenser ruthenus (sterlet), 5521 nucleotides. It is a transcript of the gene tbc1d30, whose product is annotated as TBC1 domain family, member 30. Bases 305 to 3148 code for a protein of 947 amino acids. The record is from RefSeq and is a predicted model, not a curated record. Gene Ontology annotation, cellular component: endoplasmic reticulum. Lineage: Eukaryota; Metazoa; Chordata; Actinopteri; Acipenseriformes; Acipenseridae. The transcript has 14 exons.
CCCUUUCCAGUUAUCCACCUGUAACUAAACGGGUCGGUGCAGUUUGGGAUUAUAAACGGGCUGUACUACUAGAGUUGGAGGGGCGUCCGCGUUGUUCUCAAUCACAGGAAGGAAACAGGAAUACAAACAGAGCAAGAAUUCAACCCUUCCCAAAAGUGGAAUGGGUUACACCCGGAACUGUACCGUCUCCAGCAGGCACUUUGAAACUAAAGCUGAUUAAAAAAGUUCCAGUGCGUGUGCUGUCGCUAUUUGUUUGCAUUCGGGGCUGUGCGAGGUGUAAACCCAAUGGAGCACCGUGUGAGAAAUGGCGUCGCAUGGACAGCUCAGCCAGAAUGAACUUUUGGAGAUCGACAUUUCUUUCGAUGAUAACUGCUCGGCUGGGGAAAACGACGUCUUCGUCAACUCCGGUGCAUUUUCCAAUGGGUUCCCUGCGUUUCAGCAGUGGGUACCUGCCGCUGCCCCACCGACUGAGUUUGGAGAGUCGGAGGGGGGCGCGAGUCUGUUCACUCACAGCCCUCCAUCAACGCGGCAUUCGACCCAGAACCACGAACCGGAGGAUACAGUUCGACUUAGCAGCGAUAGUGACGAUUCCUGUGACAUCAGACACAGAGGUGAAGGAAACCCGCUUGCCCCAAGAUCAUCUAUUGUGGAUUAUCUCCUGAUCGAGCUGUAUGACACCUAUACCUGUAACAGCAGGAAGAGUGCUGACAGCGUGGAUAGCUCCACCGAGGCGUCCGGUUCGGAUGCUUUCCUUGGCCGGAGCAAUACCGAGUCAAACUUCCUGCAAGAACUACAAGAGAAGCAGACCAAACGACACCAGAUGCAGUAUCUGGCUCAGAAAGAUAUUGAUGAGCUGAAGAGGAUUAUACAGGAAGUGAACUAUCGGAUCGGGGUGCAGUCUGCAAAGCUGGUCCGCCAGGUGAAGAGGAAGGACCGGCUAGCCAACAAAGUGCAGAAGAACAAUGACAUCAUAACCGCCUGCUUGCAAGCUGUAUCACAGAAAAGACGAGUUGAUACUAAACUGAAGUUUACUAUUGAACCUUCACUGGGCAAAAAUGGAUUCCAGCAGUGGUAUGACGCGCUCAAAGCUGUGGCCAGGCUACCCACUGGAAUCCCCAAAGAGUGGCGGAAAAGGGUUUGGUUGACACUAGCGGAUCAGUAUCUCCACAGCAUCUCCAUAGACUGGGACAAGACCAUGCGCUUUGCCUUCAACGACCGCAGCAAUCCUGACGAUGAUACCAUGGGAAUACAGAUAGUCAAGGACCUGCACCGGACAGGCUGCAGCUCGUACUGUGGGCAGGAGGCUGAGCAGGACCGCGUGGGGCUCAAGAGGGUGCUGCUGGCCUACGCUCGCUGGAACAAGGCAGUGGGAUACUGCCAGGGCUUCAACGUGCUCGCCGCGCUCAUCCUAGAGGUCGUGGAGGGCAACGAGGGAGAGGCACUCAAGGUCAUGAUCUACCUGAUUGACAAGGUGCUCCCUGACAGCUACUUCGCCAAUAACCUGCGCGCUUUAUCAGUGGACAUGGCCGUGUUCAGAGACCUGCUGAGAAUCAAGCUCCCCGAACUCUCCCAGCAUCUGGAUCAUCUGCAGAGAGCAGCCAACCGAGCGAGCGGAGGCAGCUAUGAGCCGCCCCUCACCAAUGUCUUCACCAUGCAGUGGUUCCUCACCAUGUUUGCCACCUGUCUCCCGAACCACACCGUGCUGCAGAUCUGGGACUCAGUGUUCUUUGAAGGGUCAGAGGUGCUGCUGAGGGUCGCCCUGGCCAUCUGGGCAAAACUGGGAGAACGGAUCGAGAAUUGCCAGAGUUCGGAUGAGUUCUACAGCAUGAUGGGGUGUCUGGCCCAGGAGAUGCUGGAACAGAACCUUAUCGACUCCAAUGAUCUCAUGCAGACGGUGUACUCCAUGGCUGUGUUCCCAUUCCCUCACCUGGCCGAGCUACGAGAGAAAUACACCUACAACAUCACACCCUUCCCAGCCCCUGGGAAGCUGGGUAAGAGCCGAGACAGUGACGAGGAGAUCGAUCUCGACGACGAGGAUUCGCUGGUCAGCGCUGUGGGGUGUCUCGGGCCCUUCAGUGGGCUGCUGGCCCCGGAGCUGCAGAGAUACCAGAAGCAUCUGACAGAUCACAAAGAGGUACAGAGCCUGCGCUCCAGUAACAUUGCGGAGCUGAGCCCCGGAGCCAUUGAUUCGAGCCGCAAUGACUACCAAGCCACCUUCAACAGCAUGAUGAUGGAGAGGAUGACCACAGACAUCAGCGCUCUCAAGAGACAGUACUCCCGGAUCAAACGAAGGCAGCAGCAGCAGGCUAACCUCAUCUAUAUCAAAGCAGGAACAGAGGAGGAGCCUAACCCUGGGAUCAUGAGUGAUCCCAGCAGCCAGGCCUGGAAUGGCAUGGAAAACCAGGGACCCACCACUAGCCUCCUGCCAUCUCAGAUCCAUCAUUCCCCGGUCAUGAACCACCUCCUCCUGGGGAAAAAGCUGAAGCAGACCCAGAAGGGCUCCCGGAACAAUGUGCACAUCCCUGGAGCCAAACCGGCCCCUCUGCCCCACGAAGACAUGAAGACCAAGCUCAACUCCCCCUGGCGCACACACGUCCGAGUCCAUCGCAAAAACCUGGCCAGAGCCCGGGGCCAGCUGAGCUACGGGGACACCAUAGGACUGAUUGAGGAGCCGGGGGAGCAGAGCCCCAAACCGGGAGGGGAUUUAACACAGGGGGGCUCUGAGAAGGGGGGUAGAGAGAAGGAGGAGGGAGACGAGAGACAGGAGGAGGAGGAGGAAGAGAAGGAAAGGCCGGUUGAGAAAGCAGACGGUCAGUCCCCGGUGCCAGCUUACCGGGACGCCAACAUAACAGAGGUUCAGCACCAGCUGGAAGCUCUGGAGCUCAGCUCCUCCAUCGCUGAUCCGGAGCUGCCCCGGUGCCAAAGGAAAGCGUCCGACUCUUCUGGCUCAGAGAACGGGGGCUCCAGCACCCCCAAGACCCAGCCCUUCUGCCCUUUCCCCAGCGUCAAGCCACCCAGGAAGUCAGCCGCGGCCAGGAACUUAGGACUCUACGGGCCCACGUCCCGGACUCCCACCGUGCACUUUCCUCACAUGAGCAAAAACGUCAACCAGAUCUCCAAUGGAGGCAGCGGCACCAAGAAGCGGUGAUGAAACGGCAGUGUGUUAAAGAACGAGGCUUUUAAAUCCAUUCCGAACACCGUUUUAGCACCAGCAACGAUGAGCCCUGUUCACAGAAUCAGGUUUUAAAGGCCUGUUUUUGUGAAAAGUGUUUAAAAAUGUUUAAUGAAACUCUGCUUUGAACCAAAAAGCAUCAAGAACUGCAAACUUGAUGUAAUGAAUCUGAAUGGGCUUCAAACAAUCUCCACAACAAAACACUCAGUCCUUUUAAUAGUCCUAUUUUGUACAAAUAUUCAGAUUAUUACUUAGAAAGACCACUGUGUUCAGUAAUUUUGUUUUUUUUUAUUCUAUUUUUUUUAAUUAUUAUUUUUAAGUUAAUAGGGUAUAGUCACUAAGUAAAUGACUCCCUUAAAUCCUUACCUAAUGUAUUACCAUCACUUCUUAGGUCAGUUUGUGACAAAUGUGCAUUUGAGUUUUUUAAGGUUUUUUUUUUUUUCAAAGUUACGAACAAGAUGAUAAAUAGAAAAGAAAAUCUACAAAUGAAGUGAUGGCCAAAACAUUUAGGGACGUUUUAUUGGAAUUUGUUUUGUUAACGCUGUGUACUUGAAACUGCUCUUCCUGGUAUCUUAUUACUUACUGUGUCCCUCUCAUGGAAACUGCCAUUAGCACAGGAAGGGUUAGGGUUCCAGGAAGAAGGAAGUGUAAACGGUCUAAAGCUACAGAGUUCAGCUUGUAAUAUCAGCCCAGUUCAAGCACAGUGAGAAGGGGGCUAGUGAUAAUGUUGCUGAUGCUAAUAACAAGGAAUUUUGUUAAAAGCCUUGAUUCUUGCUCCUUUCUACACUAAAGGGCCUUAUUGUCGUAUUUUUGUUCUAGUCUUACUGCUUCACAAAUGGACACAACUGCUUGUACAAUAACACUUGUGUCUGUAUCCCGGCACCAGUGUUGGUCAGGGAUAGCCUCCCCCUGGUGGAGAGAAAGAUGCACUACACCCAUAAUUCUACUUGUUCAUGUCGCAGAGCUGGGAAGCAUGCCUUUGUCUUGCUUCAGUCUAUGUAUUCCUGCUUUACAUUGUGUCCGGCACACUGGGCUUUUAAUGAUGGGGUCCAGGAAGCAGAUUUUCACUGUUCAAAUCCCGGCUCCGCCACUGACUCGCUGUGUGUGACCCUGAGCAAGUCACUUCUUGUGCUCCUUUGGAUAAGAUGUAAAACUGAGGUCCUAUUGUAAGUGACUCUGCAGCAGCAAUUGUUGAUGCAUAGCUCACCCCCUAGUCUUUGUAAGUCACUUUGGAUAAAAGCGUCCACUAAAUGACUAGUUCAUAAUAAUAAUAAUAAUAGACAGUGCUGCAGUUUACUCAGAUUUCAUGAUUGAGUGUUUGAAGCACUGACUUGACAGUAUUUGAGCUGUGCUGUGCUUCAAAUGUAUUAUUUCAGCAUUGUACAGAUGCACCGUCUUUCUCAUGAAGUGAAAGUGUGUCGUGUUUUGUUUAUAUGCUAUAUCCUAGUCAGCAGGCCUCUCUUGUGCAUGGUAUUGAAUUGAAUGCACUAAUGGGGUUAUCUGCAGAGUUUUCAAGAACAGCAAAACUGUGUUUGUGCUUGGGGGUUGAUUCUAUACAAACCACCUUCAACCUUAAAAUGUCCUGUAAAUGUUUUUUUAAAAGGCUUUGGUUUGGCCUUUUAUAACUUUCCAGCAUCUUCUUUAUAAAGGGGACCCUUUACAGACUGCCCAUCUCACUGUAGUGAUGUCCGUCCUUCUGAAACCUCAGUCAAAUCAGCAGUGUUUUAUAAAGUACAAGUGUCUAUGAGAUGGUAAUUUUACCUAUGAGUGAUGGCCAAGAAUGAAAUAUUUCCGGUGGGAGUUGGUUCACCAUGAAUGGAACUGCCAUAGCACGUAUAUUUGCAGGAAUUCCCUUCUCUUUAUGAUGCAUCGCCUCUCAUAAUGACAAAUAACACACUGAAGUGGUUUAAAGAUGGAUUGAAAAAUAGAUGCACAAUAGAAAACAAAAUGACCUUAUUAGCAAAAUUGCCAAGGUGUGGCUCCAAGGAUUCGCUACACAAGAAAAACCAAGAAUGAAGAAAAAUACAAGAUCUGAUAAUAUACUAGAUAUUGCUUCCAUUAAGCUUAAACAACUUCCAUAGGAAAUGUUUCAUUCCAUCUUGUAUUCUCUUGUCCUGUUUGCAGAACCAUUUAUUUUUGGGCUGUCUCUAUAUCCUACAUGUUUAUAUAUUUUUGAAGAGUAAAAUCCUAUGCUAAGUUUAGAUAGCCUAGUUGGUCCAUGAAUGUCACUGAAUGUAAAGUGCUGAAAAUAACCUUAAAUUGAAGGAAGAAAAAAAAAGUUUAAAGUGGGAAAAGUCAUUUUGUCCAAUUUUGCAUUGUGGUUCUAAAUAAACGGGAUUACCUGUGAAA